Panicum virgatum (switchgrass) is the source of this 874-nucleotide messenger RNA. RefSeq names its product zinc finger protein 4-like. Lineage: Eukaryota; Viridiplantae; Streptophyta; Magnoliopsida; Poales; Poaceae. Bases 155 to 718 code for a protein of 187 amino acids. Gene Ontology annotation, molecular function: DNA-binding transcription factor activity. The transcript has a single exon. The record is from RefSeq and is a predicted model, not a curated record.
CUGGCUCAUCGAUCCAUCCACAGCUCUCCUCCUCCACUUGUGUUGGUACCAGCUAGAUCUGAUGUUGCUACCAAAUAUAGCAAUUGAUCCAGAGCUUGCUUUAUCUGUAGAUCGAUCGAAUAAUCGUCGAUAGGACCUGCAGAUAUAUGUGUACAUGGAGUCCUCCAAACGUGCUCCACCUUCUCCGGAUGCACGCGGCGGCGGCGGCGCCGGCGCACGGCUGUUCCCGUGCCUGUUCUGCAGCAAGACGUUCCUCAAGUCGCAGGCGCUGGGCGGGCACCAGAACGCGCACAAGAAGGAGCGCGUCGCCGGCAGCGAUUGGAACGAUGCCUGCGGCACCUCCUCCUACGCCGCCGCGGUGGAGCUGGACGCGCUCGCGGCCGCGGCCGCCGGCGGCGCGCUUCCCGCCGCGUCGACGCUCGUGGCGGGCGCCCAUGGCCAGCGCUGCGGCGGGGCCAUGGCUGGUGAGGCGUCGCACAGCGACGCCGCGGCGCUGCGCCCGGAGCUGGAGAGGUCGCGGUGGACCACCGGCCACGUGCUGGCCUUGCACGGCGGCAGCAAGGACGGGUUGAUGGGCGACGACGGGCUCAACUGGAGCAGUGGCACGCAGCAGCAGGCCGUCGCCGCGGCGCCGAAGAUGGAGACCAUGUCGGCGGCUGCGGCCUCCGGUGGUGGCAGCGAGGAGCCCGACCUCGAGCUGAGGCUCCGGCCAGCUUGACGACGACUAUGAGCUAGCUAGCUAGCGUUCUUUGUGUGGCGUGCCUAAUACCGCUCAGUCAUCCUCUUAGUAUUAUGGUUGCUACCGUCCUCGAUACUGUAUACAAUAAUGGAUUUCUUCACGCAAAAGAGCAAGAAAGUACAUACCCUUGUUUGA